Molecule: messenger RNA, 358 nt
Organism: Drosophila pseudoobscura
Lineage: Eukaryota; Metazoa; Arthropoda; Insecta; Diptera; Drosophilidae
Exons: 1
Coding region: 1-300 (99 amino acids)
Source: RefSeq, a predicted model, not a curated record
AUGAUGAUGUUGCAGCAAUUGUUGGCUCCAAUCCUGAUGGUGGCUGCAUGUCUGGCCACUCAGGUACCAUUUAAUGCCUACCUGCCGCCACCUAGGGAUUACGAACUAGAUGAUGCAGGCCUCGCCUUCCUAUCCGAGGCCGAACACCCAGUCGGAAGGUAUGCCCCCGACUUCGUGGACUAUCCUGGGAUCCAUCAGGCUCUGCUGCUGAGGCAGCAACAGGAGUACGCCCUAGACUUGCCAUUCGAGGGAGAUCUGCAACAGCAGCAGCAGCAACUGAAUGGAGCUGAGACUUGGUGAAUAAACAUUCCUUUGCAAAAUGAUGUAUGAUAAAUAAAUGAUUCUGCUGCCAGUGGAA